GUUGCACAAAACGCGCAAAAGUCAUCAGAGGCUCCAAAAACCCAGAAGCACUGAAACAGCUAGAGAGAGCGAGCGAGAGAGCGAGAGAGAGAGAGAGAGAGAGAGAGAGAGAGACAGACAGACCAUGGACAAGGCUUUCAGCAAGAUGAAUGGAGACGGUGCAGUCCAGGAAUCCAUGUACCUGGAGGAGAAGAUCUACAAAUCUGGCGUUCUGUCCUGCAUCUUCUCCCUGAAGGAGGAGGUGGGAGCUUUGGCCAAGGCCUUGAAGCUUUUUGAGGAAAAAGGGAUCAACCUGACACACAUCGAGUCGCGCCCGUCGCGCACGAACAAGCAGGAGUACGAGUUCUUCAUCAGCGUGGACACGGCCUGCUCCAGGGCCCUGGACGACGUCAUUAACAGCCUGCGCACCCAAAUCACCGGCCAGGUGCACGAGCUGUCUCGCAACAAGAAGAAAGACACAGUCCCAUGGUUCCCCACAACCAUCCAGGACCUGGACCGAUUUGCCAAUCAGAUUUUGAGCUAUGGCUCUGAGCUGGAUGCUGAUCACCCGGGCUUCACGGACCCGGUCUACAGGGCCAGGCGGAAGGAAUUUGCUGACAUCGCCUACAAUUACAGACACGGUCAGCCCAUCCCGCGCGUGGAGUACACGGAGGCGGAGAAAGCCACGUGGGGGACGGUGUUCAAGGAGCUGAAGGAGCUGUACCCGACUCACGCCUGCCACGAGCACAACCGCGUCUUCCCGCUGCUGGAGGAGUACUGCGGCUACCGCGAGGACAACAUCCCCCAGCUGGAGGACGUCUCGCGCUACCUGCAGUCAUGCACCGGUUUCCGUUUGCGGCCCGUGGCAGGGCUGCUGUCUUCUCGUGACUUCCUGGCUGGUCUGGCUUUCCGUGUGUUCCAUUCCACUCAGUAUAUCCGGCACGGCUCCAAUCCCAUGUACACGCCGGAGCCAGACAUCUGCCAUGAGCUGCUGGGACACGUUCCUCUGUUUGCUGACCCCAGUUUUGCUCAGUUCUCACAGGAAAUUGGCUUGGCUUCCUUGGCUGCCCCAGAUGAGUACAUUGAGAAGCUUGCAACAGUCUACUGGUUCACCGUGGAGUUCGGGCUUUGCAAGCAAGGCAGUGAAAUCAAGGCCUAUGGAGCAGGACUGCUUUCAUCAUUUGGGGAGCUGCAGUACUGUUUAACUGACAAGCCAAAGGUUCUGCCCUUCGAGCCAGAGAAGACCUGCAUGCAGAAAUACCCCAUCACCGAGUUCCAGCCGAUCUACUUCGUGGCUGAAAGCUUUGAGGAUGGCAAAGAGAAAGUCAGGAAGUACGCGUCCACCAUUCCGAGACCGUUCUCUGUGCGCUACAAUGCCUACACUCAGAGCAUUGAGGUUCUGGACAGCAUGCAGCAGCUGAGGAACCUGGCUAACAACAUCAACAGUGAGGUGGGAACCCUGUGCAGCGCUCUGCGGAAGAUGGAGUAGGACGAGCCGACGGCGAUGAGAUGUUCCCCACUCAUCACUCAGAGCCUAAUGUGUGUGUGCAGUGACAAUAAAUGUGUUUUGUUGAAUUAAAA
Pygocentrus nattereri (red-bellied piranha) is the source of this 1560-nucleotide messenger RNA. It is a transcript of the gene pah, whose product is annotated as phenylalanine hydroxylase. NCBI's taxonomy places the organism in Eukaryota, Metazoa, Chordata, Actinopteri, Characiformes, Serrasalmidae. Gene Ontology annotation, biological process: L-phenylalanine catabolic process; L-tyrosine biosynthetic process. Bases 125 to 1468 code for a protein of 447 amino acids. The transcript is spliced from 13 exons. Gene Ontology annotation, molecular function: phenylalanine 4-monooxygenase activity; iron ion binding. The record is from RefSeq and is a predicted model, not a curated record.